GAGAGAGAGAUAGACAUGCACAGAAUAGGAGGAGGAGGGGGAGGCUCCUGAUACCAAGACACGGAAAAGCAGGGGAGGGAAAGAGAGAAAGAAAAAGGGGCUGGUGGAGGAAGAGGAGCGGGGAGUUGGAGAAAACGGGGAAUAACACUUACAGAAAGCAUACAGAGGAGAGGAAGGAGAGUACCUAGUGCUUUGGACAUCCCCUCCUUUCUUCUCUUAAGCUGUCACACCAGAUUGGACUCCGAAGGACCGACACCGCGUCCACCCCAGACCCCAUGGGGUAACAGCAGAUGUUUGGAGGAGAGGCUUUUGUUCAGCUACACAGAUGAACAACAGGAAGGAGGACAUGGAGAUCUCGUCUCACUACCGUCAGCUCCUCAGAGAGCUCAAUGAGCAGAGGCAGCAUGGCAUCCUUUGUGAUGCCUGUGUCAUUGUGGACGGGAAGAUUUUCAAGGCCCAUAAGAAUGUCCUCCUGGGAUCCUCGCGCUACUUCAAGACUCUUUACUGCCAGGUUAAAAAGGGGGCAGAGCCUCACCACCAGACUACUGUCACUCAUCUGGACAUUGUCACAGCAACAGGCUUCAAAGCCAUCCUGGACUUCAUGUACUCGGCGCACCUUGCUCUCACCAGUAAGAAUGUGAUUGAGGUCAUGUCAGCCGCCAGCUACCUGCAGAUGACAGAUAUUGUUCAGGCUUGCCACAGCUUCAUCAAGGCUGCACUAGACAUCAGCAUCCGCUCAGAGAUGGCUGACGAACUGGCCGACUUUGAAAUGGGCGCUGUGGCUGCUGCUGGCCUAGGUGGAGGUGGGGGAGGUGGAGGAGGAGUGGGUCUACCAGGGGCAGGGGGUGUUGCAGGUGCUGGUUUAGGAGGUGGAGGGGCGAUAGUGGGCAUGGCGUCUGAAGCUCUGGCUUCCAUCAUGUCUGGUCGCAGCACCUCCCCUUGGCUGGCUCGCCGCACCAGCCCGGCCAACUCUUCUGGGGACUCAGCCAUUGCCAGCUGCCAUGAGGGAGGCAGCACGUAUGGGAAGGAGGACCAAGAACCACCUAAGAGCCAUGAGAGCCAGGAAGAAGCCUGCCACGACUCCCAGCCCGCAUGGCCUCACGACUAUCGACCAGGCAUCACCGUCAAAGAGGAACAGGUAUCCCCUGCCUCCUCCUCUCAUCCCCGGGACACUUCCAGGGGGGCAGCCCAAAGCCAGGUGGAGCAAGGGACUGGGGGUGCUGGUGGAGGAGGUGGAGAAGGGCCCUGGCAACCCCUGUCAGGGUCAGGGAGGAGGAAGAACAGGAAGAACAAGGACACAGUCAGACAUAUUACCCAGCAGGCUGAGAGGAACUGGGACCGUGAGCGGGACAGAGAAAGAGAAAGAGACAGUAGGCCUGGAUCUCCUCUGCCCUCCAUGCUGGCUGUAGCUGGAUGGAACUACAAUGGGCAGGAUAUCCCAGGGGCAGAUGUGACUGAACCCAACAGCUCAGACAGCCGCGGCGAGCGCCUCGACUUCUUCCUCAAACAGGAAGAGCCUCUUACCACAGAGCCGAGCUUCCUGGGCAACAACGAAUCGGAGGAGGCCGGGGGAGGAGCCGGAGGUGGAACAAUUUCAUCUGUAGCCAAUCUGAAGGCAGCGCUGAUGAGUAAGAACAGCCUGCUGUCACUGCGGGCUGAGAUGAUGGGAGAUGAUAACCCCUUGUUGUAUGAGUACCUGCCCAAAGGAGGACACUCCCUGUCUUGGCUCUACUCCAACAACUACUGCAGCACGCUCCGGCCAGGGGCCACGGGGGCCACUAUUCAUAACAAACAGGGGGCUGGCUCCUCUCCUCCUCCUCCUCCUCUUCCUCUUCUUCCUCCUCAUCUUCCACCAUCCUCACCACUACCACCAUCAUCAUCAUCAUCAUCAUCAACAUCAGCAUACUGCCCACCCACUCCACCCACACCACUACACCCCUCUGAGCUUCGGCCCCUGGAGGCCCCCGGUCUGCGGGCUGGGGCACCCCUGCUGCACUCAGAGGGAUUGGACAUGGAAGUUGAAGAGGCCCCUGAGGGCCCAGAGCCCUCCACCUUGCCUGAGGAGGGCACAAAACACAAAGAAGACACGAAAGAAUACAACACAGUUUUGGAAGGUGACCAGUCUCCUGUCGAGAGGGAUCAGAUGGGCAAGGGGAGUUGUGCGGGUGGCUUGACUGUGCCUGCGUCAGUGCCCAUGGUUGGCAGAGGGACUAAAGGGCUGCUAGGGCUGGGUGAAGAGGCUGGAUUAGGGGAAAGGGUUGUGCCAGAGCACGGUGCCUGGCCCUCACAGGGGUUCGCCUGCUCCCUGUGCAAACGGCUGUUCCGCAGCCUGGAGCAUCUCAGGGAGCACGAGUACCGCCACACCCUAUCUCUGAUGGCCUUGUCCCUUGACUGGCCAAGCAUCCAAGGUCCGCACCACCAACUGGCCCAGCCCCAUCAUCAUCCUCAAUCCCAUCAUCUCCACUUUCAGUCUCCCUACCGCCCUGCAGUGGCUGAACCCUCACCAGCACGUUACCUGUGCUCGCAGUGCCCCGCCAGCUUCACCCUCAAAUCUAAUGCAGACCGACACGAGAAGACCAUCCACUUCAAGAAGAAGCUGAUGCAGUGUGCGUACUGUCUGAAACACUUUAGAGACCGCACUGACCUGCACAGACAUCUGUCAUCCGUUCACUCCAAAGAGAGGGGGCACACCUGCCCUGCCUGUGCCAAGGCUUUUAGCACCCAGAAAAACCUGGCCACGCAUGUAAAGGUGUGCUGCCAGGUGGGGUCAGUGCCAGGAGCUAUACUGGGAGGCAACAGUGGAAUGGAAAUGUCCCAGGGUGGGAUUAUAGACCCACUGUGGCGGGUAACACAUCAGAUGAAGGUUGACAAUCAUAAUCAAAGUAUCAAUGUGGAAAACUGAGAGUGGAAUUACAGGCAGCAUGCUACACACUUUCCUACACAUCAGCUAGUCGUGUAUCCUCAAAUGUGUUUUACGUUCAUGCCAAAAAUGCUCUGUGGUGUCAUUGCACUGACGAAGAAAGAGUUUCUUUUAAAAUCUGUUGAUUAUGGCUAUAAAUAUCUCGGGACUUUUUUUUUUUUUUAAUGGCUUGUUAAAUUUUAUGUCACUGAUAUUUUUUUUUAAUGGUGACUCAAACUGAUGACUUAUGUGUCAAAAGAGCACAACUGCUAUGCAAAAAAAACCCCAGAAAAAAGAUAUGUUUAAACAAACCUUUGACUGAAAAUAUAUGUGGUCUUUGUUAGGAUGAGUGAAUAGUUCUAGUGAGCACUGACUGUAUCCAUGAACAGGUGAAUUACUUUCCACUGCAGUGCCGGGUUGAGAGACGGGGGGAGGGCAAUGGGGGGGGGGUCCACCCCCAUGUCCUAAACUACUUGUCUGGCUCUCGGUCACCAGUCUAACUAAACUCUGCUCUCCUUUUUAGGCAGAUAGAUCUUUAUUUUUGUGUCCACCCCUGCAAUAGGGGCACAAAGACAUUCAGACAUAUCUGCCAGGCAUUACUCUAAGUCACAGCCCACACAACCACACCACCUGCAGGAACUUUGCAGCAUUGCAUUGUGAGAAUAGAAGGAAAACCCAGGUAAGAAUAUUACUGCUGCCAGGGGCAGUACAUCUCAGUAGAUAUUAGAAACUGUCAUAAAAUAACUGAAAUGUGGUAUAAAAAUAUUAUAUAUAUUUUUUUAACUAUAAGUCAAGGACAACAAAAUUCUACCCCAGAUUCACCAUCAUUGAACAUGCAGUAGCUUGUCCUCAGUGUGACUGCCUUCAGUCACUGCUGUCAGAUCAGUACAGAUGAGGGGAUGCGCUGAACGAGACAAAGCCCGCUAAAACAAUAGACCAGUAGCAACUAGGGUGGGGGUUGGGUGGUGUCAUUUUCUCUUUCUCUGUCCAUCUUCUCUGUCCCAGAUCUGUAAUUCUUGCAGUGGCUGAGUGUGGUUGGAGCUGGACAGUAAUUGGUCCUUCACGGCUCCGGCCCCUCUUAACCCCUGACCCCUCAUCUGAAGAGGAAGUGGGUAUUGAAGGGCAGAUGCCCUUUAAACUGGAUGAGCUUAGUGAUGUCACGGCUGCAGACAGAUAAUGGUGUGGCUGUGAGCAUGGGGUAGAAAAUGAGAGAUCAAGAGAGACAAGUAGGCAAAUGCAGGAGAAUAAUAAGAGAGGUGGUGGAGAAUGUCGAUGGGUGGAAGCAGGGCUGCAGGAUAUUGGAAUCAGCUUGAAACACUGGCUUGAAAAUCAUUGCUAAUGUAAAUUCACACCAAUUUCUGCCAAAUUUUUCUCCUUUGAGUUUACAGCAGGCCUUUAACAUGCAACAAGAUACUGUCUUGAUAAAUCCCAUUUAUAAAGGUUUGUUAUGUACACCCAUACUGUGAUUACUAUGCCCAAAGGGAAGCCAUUCACCUGUGUUUACCUCUAAUUAUCACUUGAGCACACUGAACUGCAAUUUCUGUGUGCUUAGAAAAGCAAAACUGGUGUCUAUUGGGAAUCUGUUUGCUUCCCGUUGUGUGUGUGUAUCAUGUAUAUACAUAGGGAACUCCCGAAUGCCAAAUCCUUUCUGCUACAGAAUCCCACAUUUUCAGGUAGCACUCCCUGUCCUAGCCAGGUGCUGAGACAGAUCGGCAGGUUCAGAGAAGUCAGGAAGUAAUCAGAGCCAGUCAUUGAGAAGAAAUGGAAAGUACUGUAAGGCCGUUUUUGAGUGCUGUUGUAAAAUUUUGAAAAUACUGAAAGAUAUUUUACUUUAUAUUCAACAUUUUCUCAUUGAAAUCCAUGUGUUGUACAAAAGCUGUACUUUUUAAAAUAAGAUUCUGCUUUUAGAUUUUAUGCUGUAAUUAAACU
Messenger RNA from Archocentrus centrarchus (flier cichlid), 4828 nucleotides. It is a transcript of the gene zbtb46, whose product is annotated as zinc finger and BTB domain containing 46. The coding region runs from base 326 to 2902 and encodes 858 amino acids. The record is from RefSeq and is a predicted model, not a curated record. The transcript is spliced from 7 exons. Lineage: Eukaryota; Metazoa; Chordata; Actinopteri; Cichliformes; Cichlidae. Gene Ontology annotation, molecular function: DNA-binding transcription factor activity, RNA polymerase II-specific; protein binding; RNA polymerase II cis-regulatory region sequence-specific DNA binding. Gene Ontology annotation, biological process: regulation of transcription by RNA polymerase II.